This is a messenger RNA of Mycosarcoma maydis (corn smut), 2637 nucleotides long. RefSeq lists its product as uncharacterized. Bases 1 to 2637 code for a protein of 878 amino acids. The transcript is spliced from 2 exons. Gene Ontology annotation, cellular component: SAM complex. Gene Ontology annotation, biological process: mitochondrion organization. The record is from RefSeq and is a predicted model, not a curated record. Gene Ontology annotation, molecular function: protein binding. Lineage: Eukaryota; Fungi; Basidiomycota; Ustilaginomycetes; Ustilaginales.
AUGUCAACGUACGCAUCAACCUCAUCUGGUUCCGCGCCUGACGGCCCAAGGACGCUUCGCCUCCACGUCUGGGGCACAUCACCUACAUUGCCCACUCUUGACCCAGCAUCGCUCUACGCGGCAUCACUUCUUCGUGCCACUUUUGCGCACAAAGGUGAUGUGCAGUUGCAGCUUGCGUCGGCGUCAACGUCGCUCGCACGCGUGCCGUUGCUCCAGGUGCUCGAAGGCAACAACGAAACUGUCGAGUUGAUUGACAGUGUUGAAGCCAUUAAGUCGUUCUGUACCGCCGUCGGUCUCGAUUCUGCGUUGGUGUCGGACGAGGAGCUCGAAGCAAAACACACUGCUCUUCACGCAUUUGUAGACGACCAUCUGCUCGACCUCAUCCUACAUUCACUCUUUAGUCUUCCGGCCAACUUCCGCACCGUGACCGCCUCAGCAUAUUCCUCGGUCGGCGGUAUCGAAGCUCCCGCCUCUUCGUUGGCAAAGCUUGCCUCUUUGCCUUUGCGGUUCCAGCCUUCUAUCCCCUCGCGCCUGCGUAACGUGGUUGAAACACGUCUCACAGCCGUCGGACUGUGGGGAUUGGGAGGCAAAGAAGCUCUUGCGCAGUCGGGCGAAGCAGACGACCUAGCAGCUAGAGCAGGCAUCAUCCCCGCCAGGAAGCAAGGCUUGGGUCAAUCGGCAAAGCAAGCGGUACACGACGAGUUUGAACGAUCCAAGCUCGUCUCCAAGUGGAGAGAGGUUCUCGAUGUUAUCGACGCGGCUCUCGGCGGUGGCAUGUAUUUGUUCGGAGGAAGCAAAGUGAGCAGUCUGGAUGCGCAUGUAUUUGGAUAUCUCGCCCCGCUGCUUUUCGCCUCUCCCAAAAUGCCCGUGGAUAUCCUGCCAAGGCUUGUCAAGACGUCGUACCCCCGACUAGCGCAUUACCUUACAAAGAUGAACCAACAGCUCUUCCCCGGCCCGGAUGAGCUGAGCCUCUGGGCCACACAUACCGAAGUACUUUCCAGCCCGCCUACUGUCCCGACAUCUUCAUCAACACCUUUGUCAGGUCUUCUUUCGUACAUUUGGCCCUUCUCGGCGCCUACAACUUCGAAUAAGGCAAGUUCACCUUCCACCACCGACUCCACCCCUGCGGCGGCGGCUGCCGACUCGAUUCCACGUACAACACCAACAGCGACAAGGCAGCAGCAGCAGAGACAGUCCCGUCCUUCCGCGUCGCCUGAAGACCGCAGAUUGCGUUUGGGUCGCGCUCUGUGGGUCUGCUCGGCGCUGAUUGGGUUGGUCGGGUAUACGUUUGCCAGCGGCAUUCCUACGACUAAUUUGACACAACACGAUCCGAGCACGAGCUGUGGUAUUGCGACCAGCAGCAACCCAUUCUGCGUACGCUCUUGUUUGACGACUAGCUCGGAUACGUGCGCCCAAAACUACCACAUCGUGACGGGCACGUUCAACUCGCGCUCGCUGUUCGUGCUCACGUACGACGUGCUCAACUCGAAGCUCUCGAUCCUGCACAGCAUCCGCGCCGAAGGGCCUCACCAAUACCUCGCGCUCGGCGUUUCUUCGAGGCAACAACAGACGGUGUACGCCACCACAUGGGGCACGCCUUCGGCGCUCUCGGCGUGGCACGUUUCGCCGACCGACUACUCGCUUUCGUUCGGCAAUCGACGCGAGAUCACGGCUACGGGAAGUUAUGUACAUGUUCAACCGCCACCGUACUUGACGCGCUCUGCACCUGGAUUUGGAUCGCUGCCUGGAGUGGCGAGGUGGCUGGGCUCGGCAGGUGGGCCCACUGGUGAGCUCCAUACGCUGGAUCCGGAAACUGGACGCAUCGAGACGCGCGUCAAAGAGAUGAUUUUUCUGGCUGGCGGUGAAAAGCAGCUUGCGACGGCCGAUAAGACGCGCAAAGCGCUCCGCUACGGUGCUCACAGCUUCGACUGUUCGGCUUCGUCGAGCUCGGGUCAAGGCCAGGUGGCAUAUGUGGCGGAUUUGGGGGCGAAUGCUAUUCAAGCGUAUCGAUUCGCAUCGCUGGACCAUCUGUAUACGAUAGUGUCCAAGAGGGAGGAGGAUGGACCGAGACACGUGAUCCCUCAUCCCGAGUGGCCGCUGGUGUUUACGGUUACGGAGCAUUCGAAUUAUGUGGAUGCGUACCAGGUGCCGCCGUACGACUCGGAUAUCAAGGAGGGAGCGAGGCAUGUGGCCGAGGCGGACCUGCUCACACCGCAACAAGCGGCUUCUGGACGUUCUAACUGGCGUGGUGAUACGCUGCGAUUUUCGUCGGACCUCCGAUACAUCUAUGCCACAACGCGUGGCAAGACCAUGUCGAAUAAAGGCCUGCUUGUUGCGCUGCGUCUGACGAUUACGCCGAGUAGCUCAGGGAUUCACGUGGAUCUGCGUGAAGUUGCACGUUUCCACACUCGUACGAGCGGCGGUAAGGCGAAUGCGAUCGAACUCGCACCGACGCGCAUUAUGGACGGUCUGGAUCACAUGGUUCUUACCGAUGACGAGCAGGGCUGGAUCGACGUGGUUGCAUUUGACCUGAAUGAGCCUAGCUUCCAUGUCAAGGCUUCUACACAACUGCCGCCAAUUCAACAUCAUCACCAACCCCAACCACAAGGCGCAAGCCAUGCCAUCUGGCUUUUGUAA